Alosa alosa (allis shad) is the source of this 2758-nucleotide messenger RNA. It is a transcript of the gene synj2bp, whose product is annotated as synaptojanin 2 binding protein. The coding region runs from base 111 to 569 and encodes 152 amino acids. Gene Ontology annotation, cellular component: postsynaptic density membrane; neuromuscular junction; neuron projection. Lineage: Eukaryota; Metazoa; Chordata; Actinopteri; Clupeiformes; Clupeidae. The transcript is spliced from 4 exons. Gene Ontology annotation, biological process: chemical synaptic transmission. Gene Ontology annotation, molecular function: protein binding. The record is from RefSeq and is a predicted model, not a curated record.
ACAUUUCCCACUAGUGCCUCAGGUCGGCAGGCGAAGAAGUCCUGCAUGAGUUCACCUUCAGGUAGAGAGCUCUAAAAUAAGAUUUUGGAAAGAGAUCAGUUGUUUACGCCAUGAACGGGUCUGUUCAUAGCAUGCCUAAAGAGGUGGAAAUUCAGCUAAAACGAGGACCUGCUGGACUUGGGUUUAACAUAGUCGGUGGUUUGGACCAGCAGUAUGUGUUGAAUGACAGCGGGAUCUAUGUGGCCAAAAUCAAAGAGAAUGGCGCUGCAGCACUGGAUGGACGGCUACAGGAAGGGGACAAAAUACUGGCGAUAAAUGGCAACCGAUUGGAGAACCUGUCCCAUAGUGCAGCAGUGGACCUCUUCCGGUCAGCUGGAGAGGAUGUAUUUCUCCGCGUGCAACAGAGAUCCUCCCUCCAUCACAACGGUCCAGUGAGCUCCCGGCCUGAGAGCGAGGCGCCCGUCUCCUCAGUCGGCCUCCUUUUGGGCCUCGCGGCGGCUGCCGCCGCCAUCACCGUCGCCGUAGUCUACUUCAAACGCUUCCCUCCCGGCCUGCGGAGGCCCAUUUAAACGUAACCGGCCUCCCAUUUCAAGGACCAAACGUUGGGAGAAUAUACUCAGAGGGCCAAAAGAGAAAAAGAUAAAAGAAGAAAAAACACACACACAAGGUGAAUGAAUUAAGGAUUAGGACACAUGUUGGAAAAUGCACCCUGAAGAAGCAAGCAAGCCAUGUUUUCCUAAACAUAUACGCAAACAACAGCAACAACAAUCUAAAUAGGUGUUAAUAUUGCUGUUAUGAUUGCCAUGUUGAGCUGGUGUUCCCCUUUAUUUUUAGUGGGGAUAUUCUUAGUCACUUUAAACCAAAGCUCUGAGUCUGUCUGUCCCAGCAUUGCACAGGGGGAGGGAAGAUUCAGCCGCCAUGUUAUCAGGAGACAGAAGUGAUCGUGUCUAAACUGACCACGUAGAGCUAUAUGAGGGAGAAAGGACGAGGAGGUGGAAGAUGGAAAGAGUUGGAUGGAGGUUAAAAAGAUAGAGAGACAAAAAUAGUUGAAGUAACUGACCUGUGAGGAGCUCCAUUACUUUAUAGCAGCGUCCUCUGUUUUCACCCGCUCCUUUGCCAAGAGCAGAAACUCUUUCUUUUUUAAAAUAGGUUUGCCAUCUUCAUUCUUCCUGUCACCAUAGUGUUUCUUUUUUGCCCUCUCCCAUUCUAAUGCCAAAAACUAAAAUCAUAUAAGUGUAAAUAUUGUUCCAGGUAUAAAUAUAUUUUCAAAUACUGUCACUCACUGGGGAGAGUUUGGUGUCACGUUGCUGGGGUGACAUGGUUUUUAAUCGGUUUAUGUGUUUGUUUGUUUAUCUUUGAUUUGUCUGAAAUGUUGUCAUUGUCAAUGAUGACUUGGCCAAGGCAGCAGAUGCAGCUGUGUAUUUUGUACCAGACGGUCCUUUGACAUCCUCCAGCUUGGGCCUGUAAAUGACCGUUCAGUUCCUUCCCCAACCCCUGCCUUAGCUGACCAUUUAACUGGCUGCUGUCUCCUUCUGACCAAUGCAGAAGUUCUUUUUAAUAUUAACUAUUGAGUUCAAACUCAGGCCUCUUGUUAAAUCCUCUUACCUGCACAUCUUUCAAAAUGGACACACACAUGAAAUGCUAUGUUUCUGAUGGAGAAGGGAAGUUUUAAGUGACAUUCAGGUGGUGAUAAGUGUGAUUUGUUAACCUGACUCCUAAGUGAUUUCAAACACCCCAGGAUUACAUCAUUCUGUAUUCUCACUGUUUGACAUGCGUAUGAGCAGCCACAUGCUUGAAGUCAGUCACUGCCCCCUAUUGACUUUGCUAGAGAAAUGCACUUCACUAUGCAUAUGAAAAAUGGGACUGUGAUGUAGAAGCAUGGUAGAAACACAGGCGUUGUUCAGGAUAAAAGACCAGACUAGUAAAAAAAAUUUAAUGGUCUGUAGUCCAAUGACCUAGAGUGGCAGUAUGUUUGACACCCACGCAACUGCCCCCAUGUCCACUCUCCAUGAUUUAAUGGGGGAAGCACGCAUUUUAUUUGAUCAGAACGACAACUUUAAACUUGUUUUGAACUGUUUUUGUAUCAGAAUUAUUGUUUGCCUGUAAUGUCUUAUGUGGAAAAAAUGGCCGAAGUAUGUACAUGAAUGUUUUUGAGGAAUUCUUUGUUAACGUUGUUUAAGUGCACUCUAUCAUGAAGAUGUUCAAGAGCCUUAAAGUGCGUGGUGUUCUGACAUUAGUGUGUGUGCAUGUGUUUGAGUGCCCUUGAGAACUGAGCUGUAAAAGUGCUACAAAAGCCAGUUAUUACUUUUGAAAAGACACACAAAACAGAAGGUCAAAAUGGAUGUUGUUCUUCUCAGGCAUAUGAAGUCCCCUUUGAAAGAAUGGAAAGAUGGAUGAAUUGUGUGAUUGACAUGUCAUUGUUCUCCAUUGAGUAAUGCACCAAGAUCACCCACAUUAGCCUGACUUGCCACUGGUGGGCAACGCAUGGAGUGGUUUUGCAGCUCAGUCUCACAACACAAAUCACCCCCUACCCAAAUCCUGUUAGCAUGUUGCUUCACCAGGCAUGUGGGCAUAUCCAAGUGUAUCUGGCACUGAACUAGCCACAGUGAAUGGAGCUCUGUGUUGAUCUGGAGCCAUGGGUGUUUAAACUGCUAUGUACGCUACCCAAGCAUUUUUCCAAGAAAAAAGGCAAAAUUUCUAGUGAGACCUUUAAUUGGUCAAUCUGUUUAUUUUACACUAAUGAGAUCCUGCUUUGCCC